This is a messenger RNA of Bemisia tabaci, 6373 nucleotides long. It is a transcript of the gene Nep3, whose product is annotated as M13 family metallopeptidase neprilysin 3. NCBI's taxonomy places the organism in Eukaryota, Metazoa, Arthropoda, Insecta, Hemiptera, Aleyrodidae. Gene Ontology annotation, biological process: protein processing. The record is from RefSeq and is a predicted model, not a curated record. Gene Ontology annotation, cellular component: plasma membrane. Gene Ontology annotation, molecular function: metalloendopeptidase activity.
UUAACCUUCUCGCAAAAGCUGCAUCCUUUAGGAUGCUGGACAGUAGUCUCCUGCCGACGUCCGUUUGGUCCUUCAGUCCAAUUCGAAUUCGCCAUGCUCCCCGUUUACGCCUCCGUAGUCCUGUCGGGAUCCUUUUUUUUAGUUCCGAUCUGAAGUGAAAUUUCCGAUGCAUAGCGCCCAUUCAUCCCAUUUAAUGUAGUGAUAAUGCACUUUUCGAAAGUGCCGUCUAUGAUACCAUGCAGUUAAACUGACAUUUUUAUGUUGUAAAAGCAGGGAACCAAAUGGUUUCUGAUCGUUGGUGCCGAGUUUCUCUUUUAAAGUGUUUUCCGACCGAUCGUGCCAAUUUUACGCUUAAAAUGUAGUUUAAACGUCUCUUUUGAAAGUGCCGCCUGUAAUACCUACCAUGCAGUGAAACUGACAGUUUUAAAAAUGAAAAAGGGAACUAAAUGGUUUCUGAUCUUGACUGGUGCCGAAUUGCUCUUUUAAAGUUUUUUUUUGAUCGAUCGUUCUAAUUUAACGCAUUAAAUGUAGUCGAAAUUUUUCGGAAUUUUUUAAUUUUCGAUAGUGCCGCCUGUGAUACCAUGUAGUGAAACUGACAUUCUUAUGCAGAAAAAGGGUACAAAACGGUUUUUGGUCUCGAUUUGUGCCGAAUUUCUCGUAUAAAGAUUUUUCGGAUCACUCGUACCAAUUUUACCCAUUAAAUGUAGUGAUUAUUCGUUUUCUAAAAGUGCCGCCUGUGAUACCACGCAGUGAAACUGACAAUUUUAUCUAGAAAGAGGGGUAUGAGUGGUUUCUGACCUUGAUCGGUGUGUAACAUAUUUUAAGUUCCGGUGUUUCUUAUUGUUUUAGCAGUGUUUUCUCCUCACUGCAGGUUAGAAGUUAUGUGUCCAGCACUUGAGUCUGUAUGUUCUGACAUUCGCAGCACCUUGGUCUCUCGCACUUUGGUAGUGCAGUUUUCGUCCUGAUAAUCCUGUGUUUUAUCGUCGUUUUCUUUGUGGUGCGAGGAUCCUCGGCUGUGCAAGAGAGAUGUUAUUGCCCCUUAAUUUUCGCAUAUUUUUCGUUCGGGGAUUAUCGUCGGUCGUUCGAAAGUGACGGCUGUGCCACGCGGGUUGCAGAUGCUACUUUUUCAGGCGCACAUCUCGCGAUGUCUCUGCCGUCUGUCCGCUUUUGGCCGUUGCAGCGAGCCGGUAGAAUUUUCAGCGGCGACAGGAAAUCGGCCCCUCUGAUCGACAAUUUAACUGAGACUGACUCCAGAUUGAGCUCCACCUCUGUGCAUAUGACCCGGUACAAACAUGCCGAGAUCGAAGAAGAUUCUUGCAGCUUCGGGUCAGUUCACUUGACAGAGGGGGUUUCUGCUAUGACCACGCACAUCAGAUAUCAUGCGGGUUAUUCUAUAUGGAAAUCAAGAAGUGUUCUUGAAAAAUGUCUCAUUGUAUUCUCUGGAGUUCUAUUUCUUGUGGUCAUCAUUAUGGGCUUUUUACUAGGAUCAAAAGAUGAUAAUGUACAGAGUAUAUUAGUUUCACAAGGAUCCGGAUACUGCCUAUCGGAGUCUUGUGUUUCAACUGCAGCCUCAAUGUUGAGUUCAAUGAAGCCCGAGGCAGACCCUUGUAAUGAUUUUUAUGAGUAUGCUUGUGGCUCCUUUGGUCUCAGUAAUCCUUUGCCUGAUAGCAAAGGAGCUUGGGGAAUGUUCCAAAAACUUGAACAAAAAAUACAACUAGUCUUAAAAAAUGCUUUACAAAAACCUAUUACUGAUCUCAAAAGCGAGGCCGAAAUUAAAGCUAAGAAGUACUAUCUCUCUUGUAUGGAUAAAAAUGAGACCGUCGAAACACUGGGAGCAACACCUCUUCUCAAACUCAUUCGAAAAAUUGGAGGUUGGAACGUAUCUGGAGAAUUUGACGUUGAUCAAUGGGAUCUUCAAAAAACACUCCAAAUUGUCCAUAAUAAGUACAAUAUGGGAGGACUUUUUUACUGGAUGGUUGCUGAAGAUGAUAAAAAUUCCAGUAGGCAUGUUAUUCAGGUAGACCAAACUGGUUUAAGUUUACCAACGCGAGAUAGCUACCUUAAUAGUUCUUCCAAUCAUACAUUGUUGUUUGAGCUGCACGAAUACAUGACUAAGAUAGGUGUACUUUUGGGUGGAGAAGAGAGUAGUGUGCGGCAACAAAUGCAGUCUGUGAUUGAUUUAGAGACAAGAAUUGCAGAAAUCACAACCCCAGAUGAAGAUCGCAGGGAUGAAGAAAAGCUCUACCAUAAGAUGUCUGUCAAAGAACUUCAAAAUAAAGCGCCCUUUAUCAGAUGGGAGGAAUAUUUUUCUAAUGCCAUAAAUUUUCGCAAAGUAAAUUCUUCCGAAAUAAUCGUUGUCUAUGCUCCUGAGUAUCUGUCCAAUCUUACAAACAUCAUCAACGAAUUUCAACAAAGCGAAGAUGGCAAAAUAGUUCUGAACAACUAUCUUGUUUGGCAAACUGUGCGGAGUAUGACUCCAUACUUGUCAAAAGCUUUCAGGGAUGCUUACAAAGGUCUAAGGAAAAUGCUGUCUGGCUCAGAAGAAGGGGAAGAACCCUGGAGAUAUUGUGUUUCUGAUACCAACAACAUAAUUGGUUUUGCGCUUGGUGCCUUGUAUAUCAGAGAAACAUUUCACAAAAAUUCCAAACCUAUGGCAGAAAAAAUGAUUAAUGACAUUAAAACAGCAUUCAAGAAGAAUAUGCACAAGUUGGAUUGGAUGGAUAAAAAGACUUUAAAAUUGGCGGAAGUAAAAGUAGAUGCAAUCACAGAUAUGAUCGGUUAUCCAGAUUUCAUCAUGAACCCUCAAGCUCUCGAUGAUAAGUACAAGGAUCUGACUAUCCAAGAAGAUGAAUAUUUCCAAAAUAAUGUGAGAUCAAAUCAAUUUAUGUUGAAACAGAAUGUACAGCGAUUGGAUUUUCCUGUGAACAAAACAAGGUGGAGUAUGGCUCCGCAUACUGUAAAUGCUUACUACACACCAAACAAGAAUCAAAUGGUGUUUCCCGCUGGUAUUUUACAAGCUCCAUUUUUUGACGCCAAACAACAUCAAGCACUUAAUUUUGGUGCUGUUGGUGUGGUCAUGGGACAUGAACUGACGCACGCAUUUGAUGAUCAAGGUCGAGAGUAUGAUCCAGUCGGCAACAUGAAACAAUGGUGGCAAAAUGACACCAUUAGUAGAUUUAAGAAACAAGCUAAUUGUUUUGUUGACCAGUAUAAGAAUUAUCAAGUUUUUGGAAAACACAUCAAUGGAAAACGCACUCUAGGUGAAAACAUUGCUGACAAUGGAGGUUUACGAGCAGCUUACAGUGCUUAUGAAACUUGGGCUUCAAAGAAUCCUCCAGAGCUGCCAUUGCCAGCUUUAAAUUUGUCCCCUAAACAAUUGUUCUUCCUAGGUUUUGCACAGGUGUGGUGCACUGUUAGUACAAAUGAAAGUCUGAAUCUUCAGAUCGAGAAGGAUACUCACUCACCCGCUAGCUUGCGUGUCACGGGUACCCUAUCAAAUUUACCUGAAUUUGCCAAAGCAUACAAUUGUAAAUUAGGCUCUAAAAUGAACCCUGUUAACAAAUGUGAGAUUUGGUAAGUUUUCCUGAUAACUUUUUUCAAGUGGUGUUCGGAGAUUUUUCUUCUCUUUUUUCUAUCAGCCUUUCGAGAAUGCUGUAUGUUUUUUUUUAUACAAAUGUAUUUUCUGUCCAGUAGUCAAUGGAGAAGAAAAAUUGAAAGUGCAGUGGUUUCUGGUUUAAAAAAAUUUUCUAAGAUUGAUUCCAAUCGAACAACAGCAUUCCUUUGAAAUUUCAUUACUUUUCAAAGCCCAAAAUCAACGAAAGUGCCUAUUAAUGCAGCAUAAUAGGCUCUUGGACUAGUUGAAGAAAACAGAUUGAACACUUUCAGUUUUUUCUUCCCAAAUUUUGAUUUUAUUCGAACAUAAAGUAGCCCUACCUGCGUUUAUCCUCUCUUCAACUUCUUAGGUGACAUCGCACAAUCGUACUGCCACAUAUUGCCAAUAUACUCAGUCCUGAAUUUUUCGAAGACACAUAUUACUUUAGUUAUUUUAUUUUCUUAUUUAUUUUUUUCCUGUCAAGCGCAACAAACCGAAAUAAGGGUGCUCUGUCCUAGGGUGCUAAAGACUCUGAAAGAUAUAUGUAAGUUCGUUUUAAGGGGUAAUUAACUUUACAAAAAUACAGCAUUAUUCUGUAAUAUCGUAAUGGAAGUACCAGCUGGUUUACAUUCAGUGGUAAUGAGCUAAGCGCUCUCAAUUGAAACAUAUUUAAAUUUCAGUUUUGCAUGUGAGAAAUUUUUGAAAUAUUUCUCUUUAAUGUGGUGUUUUACUCAUACUUUAGUUUUAUGAAACAUUUUCACUCAGUGGGAAACUGUUUAGACCUAAUUAGAGUGUUCUUAUCAAGCUUGAAAGUUGCUUUAAUCUAAGAGUUGAUUCUUUCAUUUCAUUGCAGAGGAUCUAUGUUCCUCCUUUUUCGCAACAUGAUCUCAUUAAAUUCGUCUUUGAUUUUAUCAGUUUAAGGAUUUAACUUUUUAAAAUAAAUUCACUGAUGAUUUUUUAACUUUUGUCUAUUACUAAAACGGUCUUGUAACUAGCCUUACUGCAGGCUAACAAAAUUGCCUUUCCCAGAAAACUUUAAAAAUUUCUAGAGUUAUGUAUUUUUGCCCCCCUCACAUUAGAUUGUGUGAAUAUACAAGUGAAGCAUUUGUUAUGCUAGAAUAGCCAAUAGAAAUAUCGAAUUUUUUAUGUAAUAUCUAUCAGUUACUCUCUCUUUUUGAGUGUCUGAGUUACAUUUUACUCUUCAAAGGAUUCAACAAUAUGAUUUACAAAUUACAUCAUUUAAAAAAAAUUCUAAGCCUCAUUGAACAAAUUCUCUUUUGUUACUUAAUAAGUUUAUUUUCUCAAAGGGGAGCGAGAAAAAAAGGUCACCUGUUAGAGUACUCUUUGAACAAGAAUUGCUUUAUUUUUGAGCUAUUGGUUUUUAGCAACAAUUUUAAGCACAUAUCCAUUUGAUCAGGCCACUCUAGUCUUAGGAGUGAAGGUCUCUGGAGAGAAGUCAUAUUUUUAUUUCAAAAGCAGACCUCAAAAGACUGGUUUUAGUUAUACUUUUAAGAUCUUUUCAAAUUGUAUGUAACUAUCUUUAUCUUUAUGAGCAUUUUAGAAAAUUAAUUUUUUCUAUUUUCAUCAAGUAGUCAGGCCUAAGGCAAAGGGUUUCUCUCCUAUUUUCAUUAUUUGUAAAAUUAAUUCCGCCAAGGAAUUUCAAUUCACUAAAAAAGUAAGGUAGAUAUUGCUACAAAAAAAUGCUUCCUCUCUUUUGAUUCAAUAGAGGAAGCAUAUUUUUUUUAGCAUAUUUAUCUCAAAAUUUAAUUUUGAAUGUUUCAAUGACACAAGAAGUUUUAAUUUUUUUGUACCUACCCACUUUGUACAGAUUAAAUCAAGUACCAUGAUUAUCUGAUGCAUUUAGUCUUUUUGAAUUAAUUCUUUUUUACUUUUCUUUAGAAAUUCUUGUUUCUUCUUUAAAUGGAAAAAAAUUCUCGGACAUUCGAAGUGUAUAGAUUACAAAAAAAAGAAUUAAAAUUUUAUUUAAUCAAUAGAUCUUUACUUAGGAUAUGACAUUAUAAGAACAUUGAAUUUACCACAGUCCUUGUAAGAUACUGAAACGUCUAGUUACAUCAGGAUUACUGUAUUUGUAAAAACAGAAAUUGAAAAAAACUUGUACAUAUAAUAGAGACUAAAGUCUCUCGAAUGAAGUUGUAAAAAAAUCUUUUUUUACUUGAGAAUUGAUUCAAUUAUUUACUGAUGUGGUCACUGGUGGACAAACUAAUAUGAUGCUUGAACUAAUGGGUACAUUCAAAAAAUACUUUUUGGUGAAUUUGGAGAGAUCCAUAAGUGCCCAACAACGAAGGUAAAAAUUUUCUGUAUUUUAUAUACCAGACUGCAUCAAUGUCCGCUUAAAAACUCAAAAAUAAUGCUGAUAUCAAUGAUCAAAACGUUGAAAGUGCCCAUCAUUGAACUUAAAAAUUUCUUGUAUCUUAUCCACUAGACUGCAUCAAUAUCAGUUCAAAAACUCAGCAAUACUGCUGAGAUCACUGAUCAAAAUGUUAAAAGUCAUUGUGGAGUAAUUUAAAAUAUUCUCUUGCAGUGAGAACAGCUUUUUUUAAUGAUUUGAUAAUAGAUUUGAUCGUCUCAUACAGCCAUAUAUCUUUAAAAUUUAAUUUCCAGGAAUGUAAGAGAAAGUUUUGGUUUAAAUACUUUGUUAUUUUAAGAUAAAGUUGUAAACUUACUUCAUCUACCAACUUAAUUUACCAACCAUUACUUCUGUUUUAAGUGAUGCAUAUAUCUUGUCUGUGAUAAUAAAAAAAAAACAAUGACUUGUCUAAA